AUGGAGACCGGGGAAAGAGCAGAGUCUGACUUCACAGCCAGAGAUGAGACGGCCAUGCAGAGUCUCUUCGACACCUGCUACGGGCUCGGUGACUAUCACAAGGUCGAAGGAGAAAGGAAUGCAAAAUAUUUAUAUCGUCAGCGAGACGAGUGCUUAACUUCUCUGCAAGACCUGGAGAAAGCAGUUUCUCAGACGGACGCGGGCUGUGUCCGAGCCAAGCUGGGGGAAUGGCAGGUCUUGCAAAGGAAGAUCGUCCCCUUGCUAACUUCCUACAUCGAGGACUCGGAGUUAGCUUCCCAUCUGCUGAAGCUGAUGGUCCUUCUCACAAUGCGGGUAGGAAUCUACGGCCCCCCUCCUGCAGAUCGCAAAAUGCUUCAAGAGCAAGAGCGGGAACAGCUUCGCCAUAUGCAGGACUACAAGGAGGCGUUCACGAACCCGACCAUCUUCACCAUGAUCGUUCGACUGCUCGUAGGAGCUCUGGAUGGAGAGGCCAGCGCGCACCUCUUCAAGGAUGUCCUGUUCCUGCUGCGAAAUCUCGUGUCUGUCCCGGAUCCAGGUCCGGGGGACACAGGCUACACGCCCCUCAGAGGAAGGAUGCAGAUGACUUUCAUUCGCAACUUUUGCGAAGAAGGCGUGCUAACCUUCUUCAUGCUCCUCGCAACCGAACUUGUGCAGCAGCAGCAAGAGGACAUUCAGCAGGUCUGGGCGAUUGCCGACAUCCUUUAUCAUAUAUGCACCCACUUCGAUCCUGACGAAUUGCUGACAAGCAACAAGGAUCGAAGCAAGCCGAAAAGCGACUUGGCCGACCUCUUGGCGCGGGACAAGGCCGACCAGAAGCUCAUGGCGCCGCCGUCUUCCAGGCAUAGCCGCUUCGGAACGUCAAUGGCGACAAUGUCUCGUGACGGCUCGAUGAUGUUGACGCCGUCCGUGCAGCACAACAACAUCAUGCAGAAGAGCGGCGUGCUUCUCAAGAAAGAGUUCCGCAAUCCUGAAGCGAGCGGGAAGAAGACCAACAUGUUCCACAGUCGUUUUUUCGUGGAUCUAUGUGAAGGGUCUGUUCGGGAGUACAACCAGGUCAAUCCGCAUGUGCGGGGAGUUCUCGACGACCGCAUGUACCACCCGCUCAAGAUCCUUCAAGGCUACCGUACCUUCUUCGAGAACCUCUGCUCGACUUCCUUCAGUUCACUCGUGAGCAUCAUGCGGAGCAGCUGUAAAGUCAAACCAAGCCAACAAGAAGAAGGAUCAGAAUUCGACAUGCCACACCUGCUGAACUUCAUUUGCUGGUUCCUGGAGUUCCACCGUGUCCAGCAUGCAAUGCAGGUUAAGGAAGCGGAGAAAACGAGCUCAACGCCCCCUGACAUGGACAUAGCCGUGAUCCAGGGAGCGAUUGAUCUGGAUAUGAUCCAGUUUACUACCGCUCGGCUUCGUGAAUACGGCAAGAACGCCCAAAUUCACUCGUCUUUCUUGGUCAUCGUUCUCCGGGCGCUGGCAGCACAAGUCCAGACGAUCAAGGUCAUGACAGGGUGCGAGGGCUCUGACACCCGAGACUGUGGAGACCUCUUGGUCACUCACACCGUGAAGGAGGAUGUCUUGGGACACCUCGCAUGGAUCAUGAAGAACUUGAACUCUGCAGUGCAUGAUCCUCGCAUUCUCUCCUACUCAGUGGAGGUUUGGCACAACUUAACAAUGCUGAUGCAGACACGAGGCAGCAGGGGUGCCGAGGCUGAGUUCCAGGUUGAGCGGCUUCGUGGAGUGCAGAUGACGCGUUCCAGCACAUCGGUGGAGAAGGAGAUCACAGGCAUCGCCGACUCGAGAGUCGUGCAAAACCUCUUCCACCUGUUGGAGAAGUACAAGCGACAUACACCGACACUCCAGUCCAUGCUCGUAAAGCUGAUCCACAGCAUCAUGCAGGCACAUCCCACCAACAUCGUCUUGUUCUUCGAGGUCUCCUACUUCCAGCGCAUUCAGAGAAUCAUGACCGAUCCACUGCUGAUCAGCACGAAGAAUGCAGAGAAGUACAAAGACCUUCUGGGCUUGCUCCGCUUCAUCCUGCGCGAGUUUUUCAAGUGUGCCGAUACCAACAAAUGCGUCUUUGGGGAACUGCUCUUCCCCAAAAUCCAGGAAAGCCAAAAGGAUCAGUUGGAGACCUGCGCUGUUGAGUUCGGUGCUAUAUUGACGAAUUACGAAGAAGAAGCCUAUCGACGAAUCUUGGACAGGAUGGAUGCUGGAGAUACGCUGACAGCAAUGAAGAAGCAGCGUGCCGAUGUGAUGAAGGGACAGGGCUGGACAGAGGAGGAGGAUGCCGUUUUGCGGCGGUGCUACCCGGCGUACAAAGAGCAUCCGCUUUGUGCAGAAGUGUUGGUCGCCGAGCUGCCAGAAGACAACAAUCGAACGGCUGUGCAGGUCCGUCGCCGCCUGAUUGAGCUGGGCCUGAUGCCAGCGAAAGGCGCCGGCCGGGGUGCCGCGGGCGAGGUUUCAAAGGAGGAGCCGGCGGCAAAGAAGGCCAAGGUCCACGGUGAUGCGGACAUGGGAGACCCAUCUGCCGCAGGCAAGCCAGCAACGCAAGCCUCUUCUGGCAAAGAUGCAGCGGCUGAGACCGAACAGGACGACGAAAUGCUGGAAGAAGACUUGGAAAGGCUGCUGGAUGCAGCCUACGACAGUUUGCCGACUGAGUUGGAUCCGCCCACUGCAGCUGCGUCCGCGCCAACGGCCACUGCGUCCGCUGCCAUGGACAAGGCUGCCAGCGCAGCUCCGACUGCCCGCGAUGAGGCCUCGACCGCUGCUCCCACGGCCGACGAGGCAUCGAGCUUUGCAGACGUCAAGGCAUCGGCUGCUCCAGCUGCUCCCACAGCCAUGGAUGAGGCGUCGACUGCUGCUCCCACGGCCCGGGAUGAGGCAGCGAGUGUGGCUGCGACGGUCAAAGACCAGGCGUUUGCUCCGCCCACCAUGUUGGACAAGGCUGAGACUGUAGAAAGCGCAGCAGGAACUGCAGAAGGCCAGCCGACGAUGCCGAUACCUUCCCAAGAUGACAUGGAAUUGGAACUCGAGCGGCUUAUGGAGGAAGAGAUGCCCGCAAGUGCCCCUGCGGCGGCAUCGCAAGGUGGGCAGGCCGAUACCAUGAAUCAGCAAUCACAGGAUGACUUGGAGCUAGAUCUGGAGCGACUCAUGGAGGAUGAGAUAUCCCCGAGCGCCAAAGCCAGCGCCUCACAAGGGCAAGACGAGCCUGUUCAGCCGUCCCGAGAUGACUUGGAGUUGGAUUUGGAGAGACUCAUGGAGGAGGAGAUCUCUCCCAGCGCGACGGGAAAUCCUCGAGAAGGUGGAGGCGGACAGUCUGACACGGUGAAGCCAUCCCGAGAUGACUUGGAGCUGGAGCUAGAGCGGAAGCAUCCGCUGCUUCGCGAGCGGGAGCGUAACAGGCGCUUCAUGCCGUUGAAGACGGAUGAGCUUCUUUGUACAGAAGUGCGCACAGGGGAAGGGUCGGGACAACUCCAAGCAUUCCUUGGUGCGCCGCUCGAUGCUCAAGAGGGCGUAGCCAGUGCGCUCGUGCCGAACCAGGCACUCGGCUGCAACUUUGCAGCCAUGAGUGCUUUGCAGAAAAUCGCUGAGAUCGAGGCCGAAAUGGCCAGAACUCAGAAAAACAAAGCGACAAAUGCCCACUUGGGCCUCCUCAAGGCCAAGCUUGCAAAGCUUCGGGCGUCGAUCGUGUCCGAGGGCACGAAAGGUAGCGGGGGAGGCGGAGGACAGCAGGGCUUCGAGGUCUCGAAGACCGGAGAUGCUCGAGUUGGCCUCAUCGGCUUCCCAUCCGUUGGCAAGUCGACAUUGCUAAACAAGAUGACAGGAAGUGCCAGUGAGGUUGCCUCCUAUGAGUUCACCACUCUGACCUGUGUCCCCGGCGUUUUCAACUACAAGGGGGCCAAGAUCCAGCUGUUGGACUUGCCCGGGAUCAUCGAGGGAGCCAAGGAUGGCAAAGGCCGAGGUAAGCAGGUUAUCAGUGUCGCCUACAGCUGCAGCCUGAUUCUGAUAGUGUUGGAUGUAAUGAAGCCGAUUCUACACAAGCGUAAGAUCGAAUAUGAGCUCGAGGGCUUCGGGAUUCGAUUAAACAAGAAGCCGCCGAACAUUCUGUUCAAAAAGAGGGAAAAGGGAGGGAUCGCGCUCAACGUGUCGCCGGGCUGUGUGCUAAAGGACUGUGAUGAGGAGAGCAUCAUGGGUGUUCUUCGAGAGUAUAAGAUCAACAAUGCUCAAGUCUCGAUUAGAUGUGAUGCCACCAUGGACGACAUCAUUGACACGCUUGAGGGUAAUCGGAAGUAUUGCCCCUGCGUCUACGUCAUGAACAAGAUCGACCAGAUCACAAUCGAAGAGCUCGACAUUAUCGCUGAGGUGCCACACCACGUGCCCAUUUGCGCACACCAUGAGUGGAACCUGGACGGACUCGUCGAGAUGAUCUGGAGAUACAUGAGCCUACUGAGGAUUUACACGAAACCUCGAGGACAGAUUCCAGAUUACACUGCUCCAGUAAUUCUUCCAGCGGAGAAGAACAAGAUUGAGGACUUCUGCGUCCGGAUACACAAGUCUCUCCUAGCGCAGUUCAAAGUCGCACUCGUUUGGGGAAUGUCCGCGAGACACAAUCCUCAAAGAUGUGGGAAAGACCACGAGCUUAUGGACGAGGACGUCGUGCAGAUCAUCAAGAAAGUUGGUUGA
Messenger RNA from Symbiodinium sp. CCMP2592, 4698 nucleotides. The record is from the annotation of a GenBank genome assembly. Lineage: Eukaryota; Dinophyceae; Suessiales; Symbiodiniaceae.